AAUAUUCAACACGCAUAACUCCCCGGGUUUCCUGGGUCACUCCUUACCUGCUGAAGCGCGCAACAAUGGCGAACAUAGAAGACACUGAAAUAACUGUAUUUCAACAACAGGAAAAUAAUCAAACAGAUCCGCCUAAUGACCUUACAAGUUUUCAAUUUGUUCCCGACAAAAUUGUGGAUUUUUCGAUCAGUCAGGAUGGACAGAGGUCAUAUCGAGUAAGAUGGAAGGAUUCUUGGUUAACAGAGGAAUUGUUGUCAUUGACUUAUCAAGACCUCAUCAACAACUUUUGGAAUACUGCUGCAGCAAAUGCUAAUAAAUCCGAGAAUGCUGAGAAAGUCAAAGUGAAACAAGUUAAACCCAACAACAUCAAAAUUAUAAAUAAGCAAGGACAAUUUGAUACACAGUACCAACACAUUACACCCCAACAGACUAUUUCAGUCACAACUCCAUCAUCUGUAAACAAUGAUGUUCAUGCUGUUAAUCUAAAAGACAUCAGUGAAGCUGCCACUGCUGCUAACUUGCUUGAGCAUGGACCAUUAAUAAAAGGAACAACGGUGUUACCAAAGAUGCAAAAUCAAGGAGUAAAUCCAAACUCAUUGACUUCUAUUGUUGUCAAUAGUGAUGUAUCUUUAGCAAGUGGCUUGCAAUACCCUGACAUGCCUCCAACAAUGCUUAAUGCACCACUUCCGAAAUAUCAACAAGCCCUACAACAACAAAUUAAUGUACAGCAACAACCACUUGCAGAAAAUUCUGAAACUGGAAAAGUGACCUUUCCAAAGCAUGUGUUUUCACAAGCUCGAUUUGUAAAUAAGAAACAACAGCAGCAGAUGGUUGCUUCUGAGCAGCCACGUGUGACCUGUGAUAUCUGUCAAAAGUCUCUUAAGACUAAGAAAAUGUUAUGGGCACAUAAAGUUGCAGUUCAUUUUGGUGGUAAUUUUCCCUGUGAGAUAUGUGGCAAGAAGUGCAUCACAGGUGCAGAGUUGCGUCGCCACUUGACAUCACAUUCUGCUGAACGUAAAUUCGUUUGUCAAUACUGUGGCCUUGCUUACAAAAGAUGGUCACACUUAUAUCAACAUUUGAGAGUACAUGAGGAAGAGAAGAAUUUUAGAUGUGAUGUGUGCCAUAUUAAUUUUAAGGUACAAUCUGAAUUGAAAGAUCAUUGUUUUGCUGAACAUUCUAAUGGUGACAUGGUUCAGUGUAGUGUUUGUAAGCACAAACUUCAAACACCAUUGGCUGUUUAUCACCACAGUAUGAAGCACACUGGGACGAGAGAUUUUAUUUGUGAGAUUUGUGGAUCAAACUUUAAACGUAAGCAGCAUCUUGUUACACACAUGAAAACUCACUUGACUGAAAACAAAGCAGCAGAUGGAUCAACAGAGACCUAUGAGUGCCAGGUCUGUGACCUCACUUUUAGUUUAAAGAUGGAACUAAAAGCUCAUUGUGAGAGCGCACAUCCAUUGGAAGGUAGUGAAACAGCCACAUGUAAGACAUGCAACAAGCGGCUAAAUCUUUCUCAUUCUGUCUACUUGCAUGGUUUGAGACAUUGUGGAUCAAGAGAUUUUCAGUGUGACGAAUGUCAGCAAUUGUUCAAAAGAAAAGCUCAUUUGCUUCGUCAUAAAUUAGACAGACAUCCUGAAGUUCCCAGAGAAAGAAAAAAGAGAGCUGUACAAAAUGAGCCAAUUGUGUGCCAUCUUUGUAGGCGAACUUUCAAAUAUAAAACUGCUUUGGUCAAACAUAUGGCUGGGCAGCAUGGUGUACUACCCAAGUCAGAUUAUUCAUCUGACAGUGGAAUUGUGUUUAAAAAAGGAAUAAAAAAGCCCCACCAGUGUGAAAAAUGCCUUAAACGAUUCAAAUCCAAAGGAAGUCUGGGAAAACAUAAGUUGAACAAGCAUGGCAUUGGUGCAGAAGUGAGCAUACUUAUCCAGUAUGGUGAAGAAAAUGAGACUCAAAAUGCAUCAAGUAUUCAUGAAAAUGUUGUAGAGAUUGAUGGGGAUAAUGCAUCAGCUACUAUGGUCCCUGCAUCUUCGAUUAUGCUUGCAGAAUCCAAUAGUGGUCACACUGAAGAAGAAAACAUAAAUCUUGAGAUAAAAGCUGGUGCUGAAGAAACUUCUGAAAAAAUGCAAGUUGACGAUGAUAUUACAAGUGCUGGCAGGGAAGUCAUCACUGCAGGUGGUGGCAAUGUUGCUAGUAUUGUUGCUAGUGCAAGGCAAUCUGGAAUGGUCAAGGAUCCUCCAAGACAAGUCAUCACAGUUGACCAAGAGACUGGUCAGCUUAUUUUAAUUGAAUCUAGUGGUGUAAUUGAAGAAGAAGAGUCAACCGUUACUGAAGAGAAAGAACAAAUGGAUGCAUCUACUGAUCAUGGACAAGUUGUUGGUAUUCAGUCAGAUGGUGCUGAUUCAUCGACUAUCCAAAACAAUCAGGGUCAAGUAAUUUCUGUCCAACCUGAUCCAAUGCAGACAAGUACUUCUGUAAGCACACCACAGGAGAGCAACUCUGAUGAUGUCACUGCAUUAUCACAAGCAAAUGGUCAAAUUGCUGUUGGGUCAUUAAAUCAGCAAGUGUCUCUUGGUCAAAUUAUCAACCAAGAUGGAGUGACGUUGACAACGAUGCCAAUUCAAUCUGUGCAAGGUUUAACCGGUACUGAAAAUAUAAUCGAUUUUACACAAAGUAACAAUGAACAGAUCGUGGUGCUGUUAUCGGCUUUAAAUUCCCAGGGUAUGCAGCCCAUGUAAAAUCUUCUUAAGCCAAAUGUAGUUGGCACAAACUGUUAAGUUUUCGAUUGUUAUUAUUAUUUAUUUUUUAGUUUAUUCUACAUAAGUAAUUCAUUCCUUACUGCUUGUGUUUUUGUGUAUAGCUGCAUGAGUGCUUUCUGCCACGUAAUGAAAGAUUUUUUUUAAAAUAUGCUUUUAGUUUAAAAAAAAAGUCAUGAACUCCUCAUCCUGAGAAACAAUUUUUUUCUUACUUAGUUUGUUAACAAUUUAAUUAGGCACUAUCCUGUCCUUUAUUUCAUUUAUAUAUGUUUUUUUAGAGAUAAAGUAUGCAGAAAAACUAAUUCAUAGCUUUUUUUCCGUAAUAAUUAUUGUUUCAACAGUUGUAUUAUAUUAUUCUAAUGGCAUUUUUUUCUGGAUGUUCAUUUUUAAAUGUUCAUUAAUUUUCAUCCUAAUAUAAAUGCUAACUUUC
Messenger RNA from Hydractinia symbiolongicarpus, 3180 nucleotides. RefSeq names its product zinc finger protein 181-like. Gene Ontology annotation, molecular function: DNA-binding transcription factor activity, RNA polymerase II-specific; RNA polymerase II transcription regulatory region sequence-specific DNA binding. The record is from RefSeq and is a predicted model, not a curated record. Gene Ontology annotation, cellular component: nucleus. The coding region runs from base 66 to 2732 and encodes 888 amino acids. Gene Ontology annotation, biological process: regulation of transcription by RNA polymerase II. The transcript is spliced from 2 exons. Lineage: Eukaryota; Metazoa; Cnidaria; Hydrozoa; Anthoathecata; Hydractiniidae.